Pogoniulus pusillus (Red-fronted tinkerbird) is the source of this 2277-nucleotide messenger RNA. It is a transcript of the gene ATP6V0D1, whose product is annotated as ATPase H+ transporting V0 subunit d1. The coding region runs from base 39 to 1094 and encodes 351 amino acids. Gene Ontology annotation, cellular component: vacuolar proton-transporting V-type ATPase complex; plasma membrane proton-transporting V-type ATPase complex; early endosome. Gene Ontology annotation, biological process: vacuolar transport; proton transmembrane transport; vacuolar acidification. Gene Ontology annotation, molecular function: proton-transporting ATPase activity, rotational mechanism. The record is from RefSeq and is a predicted model, not a curated record. Lineage: Eukaryota; Metazoa; Chordata; Aves; Piciformes; Lybiidae. The transcript has 8 exons.
CGUGAGCGGCCGGUCCCUGCGCCGCCGCCGCCGCCGCCAUGUCGUCGUUCCCCGAGCUCUACUUUAACGUCGAUAACGGCUACCUGGAGGGCCUGGUGCGCGGCUUCAAAGCCGGCGUGCUCCGGCAAGGCGACUACGUCAACCUGGUGCAGUGCGAGAGCCUGGAGGACUUAAAACUGCACCUCCAGAGCACAGACUAUGGGAACUUCCUGGCCAACGAAGCCUCCCCACUCACUGUCUCAGUCAUAGAUGACAAACUGAAGGAGAAGAUGGUGGUGGAGUUUCGGCACAUGAGGAACCAUGCCUAUGAGCCCCUAGCCAGCUUUCUGGAUUUCAUCACGUACAGCUACAUGAUUGACAACGUCAUCCUGCUGAUCACUGGCACCCUCCACCAGCGCUCCAUCGCCGAGCUGGUGCCCAAGUGCCACCCUCUGGGAAGCUUCGAGCAGAUGGAAGCUGUCAACAUUGCUCAGACCCCCGCGGAGCUCUACAAUGCCAUCCUGGUGGACACUCCCCUGGCUGCUUUCUUCCAAGACUGCAUUUCUGAGCAGGACCUGGAUGAAAUGAACAUUGAAAUCAUUCGAAACACACUUUACAAGGCUUACCUGGAGUCCUUCUACAAGUUCUGCAAGGUGCUGGGAGGUACCACAGCAGAUGCCAUGUGCCCCAUCCUGGAGUUCGAAGCUGACCGAAGGGCCUUCAUUAUCACCAUCAACUCCUUUGGCACUGAGCUCUCCAAGGAGGACAGAGCCAAGCUGUUCCCACACUGUGGCAAGCUGUACCCUGAGGGCCUGGCCCAGCUGGCCAGAGCAGAUGACUACGAGCAAGUCAAAAACGUUGCUGACUACUACCCUGAGUACAAGCUGCUGUUUGAAGGGGCUGGCAGCAACCCUGGAGACAAGACCCUUGAAGACAGGUUCUUUGAGCAUGAGGUGAAGCUGAACAAGUUGGCCUUCCUCAACCAGUUCCACUUCGGAGUCUUCUACGCCUUCGUGAAGCUGAAGGAGCAGGAGUGCCGCAACAUCGUCUGGAUUGCCGAGUGCAUCGCCCAGCGCCACCGCACCAAGAUCGACAACUACAUCCCCAUCUUCUGAGCCCUGCUCUGCCCCCAGCCCACCCUGGGGGCCAGAGGAGCCCCUCUCAGCUCCCUCACUUACCCCUUGCCCAAACUCCAGGCAUGUCCCACCCGUGGCACUGGCUGGGAGGAGGGAGCUGUACAGUCUCUAGUUAAGUUAUUGACGAGCUGAAGUCGUGUGUGCUGGGAGGGCUCCGGAGGGAGCAGUGGCCCCUGUGGAGCAGGAGGGCCUCCUCCUGUCGUGGAUCCCAUAGUCCCCGUGUCGCUGUCCUCAUCUCUUUGUGCUUGUGCUUCUAGAGCAAGCACCAGCAGGGGUGCUGCUGCCUCCCAGGGGUUGCCAGCGCUGCAGAGGAGCAGGUCAGGCCUGCCAUGGCUGAGGGUCCCUCCCUGCCUCCCAGUCAGCGUUGGUGAGUGAGGUUGUGGUUUGCCAGUGCUGUGUAGUAGCCUGUGCUGCUCUGCAGUUCCUCUGCCCUCCUGGAGCUAGCCCUGACCUGGAAGAGCUCAGCAGCCCUGCCUGGGGCAGGUAUGGAGCAGAGAGCAGAGCCCAAGCACCAGUGGAACACAUUUCCCCCCUGCUCCAACUGCCUUUGUGCUGGCACAGCCUUGCUCUGACCUCAGGAGCAGCUCUCAUCAUCUUCCCUCCUGCCCUGCAGCUUGAAAGGCUUCCAGAAGCUGGCCAAGCUCCUUCCUCUCCCUGAAGACCUGCAGCUUGGAGUUUCCUGUCACAACCACACAAGAUUUGGGGCUCCUUUCAGGUGUCCACAUGGUGCUGGACCCCUGCACCACCCUGAGGCUGGCACAAUCUCCCUGGCACAGGAGAUCCAGGCUGGUUCUGCCAUGGAACUGUAUGGGCACAGCUGACCCUGGGGUUUGGCUUCAUUUGCUCACCCUGAGGAGUGCAGCUGUUGGCACAGGUGUCCCACACCCUGCUCACAGGCUCUGCCUGUCUGUGGUGGGAGCCAAGCCCUGGGCAUGGCAUGCCAGCCCUGCUCCCUGCUGCUUCAGGUCCUGUCCAGCUCGAGGUCUGGGAGCUGGCUCAUGGCACUGGAGAAGCCUCCCUGGUGGGAAACACCUGCUCAGUGCUUGCUGCUGGGAGGGGCUGAUGGAGAGUGGCUCUGUCCCAGCUUGUGCUGUGGUCACCUCUGCAGUGUUUGUGCUCCCUCUGUUCCCUCUUCUCCACACUAAUAAAUAUCUGCCUCCUG